UGGUGCGCUGUGUCCCUCGGACACAGCGGAUCACUGAUCAUGGAAAGAGCCGAAGAUGUCGGCUCGGUCAUGUGAUCAGCUGUGUCCAAUCACAGCUGAUCACAUCAGUGCCACCUGUCAAAGUCCAUCAGUGCCAGCUGUCAGUGCCGAUCAGUGCCACAUGCCAGUACCUAUCAGUGCCACAUCAAUGCCACAUAUCAGUGCAUACCAGUGCACAUCAAUGCCACAUAUCAGUGCCCAUCUGAGCUGCCUUUUAGUGUCACCCAUCAGUCAUGCCACCUAUCAAUGCAAAUAAGUGCCACUCUUCAGUGCUGCCAAUCAGUGCCAGUCAGUGCCGCCUAACAGUGUAAGUCAGUGCCGCCUAACAGUGCCAGUCAUUGCCGCCUAACAGUGCCAUAUAUCAGUGCUGCCUUUCAUUGCCCAUCAGUGAUGCCUGUCAAUGCCCAUCAGUGCCACCUGCCAGUGCCUCCUCAUCCGUG
Molecule: messenger RNA, 479 nt
Organism: Staurois parvus
Lineage: Eukaryota; Metazoa; Chordata; Amphibia; Anura; Ranidae
Source: the annotation of a GenBank genome assembly